CUCCCCUCUAAUUCCUUCCAGGCUCUUAUUUUAUGAUAGCAAAAUAUCUCCACCAGGGCAUACUUUUGUUGAUACUUCCUCAAUAAGCAGUAUACCCUUAGUCUGCAUGAAAGUGUGAAGUUAACAAAAAAUCACACAUCAGUGUGAGACAAAUGUUUAACAAUUUCAUAUUCAAUGAGACUACUUAAUACUUUCGUUCGUGCGAAGCUAUUUUCAAGAUGGCGUUACAAGUUAUGUGUUUUAAUGUACUUGAUUAUUGGAGUACUCUUCGUUAAUCUGUACUUGGUAAACUUUUCAAGCCGAGUUGUAUACAUCCAUCCUGAUGAAUUGAUUGAUAUGGAACACUGUCGCCUAAUGGAAAAGCAAGUUUGUUGCCCUAGUGCGGAUUAUCUGGAUAUGUCGAAGUUUGACUCUGUCGAUUUUAAAAACUAUCUGGAGAUAAUCAAUACCACUAAACAGGUUUGUGAAGGAAGCUGGAAACCGAAAUGUUCUUCGUCACAAAAGGUAGCUGUCAUUAUACCUUACAGAGACAGAGAGAAACACUUGAAACUAUUACUACCAAGACUUCACGCCCUAUUGCUGAGACAAAAUAUGCCAUAUUAUGUCUUUGUAAUCGAACAAGCUGGGAAAACACCUUUCAACCGUGGUCUGCUUCUUAAUGUUGGAGUUUUACAUGCGUUAGAUAUUGAUCCGAGCAUAAAUUGUUUCAUCUUUCAUGAUGUUGAUCUUUUGCCUGAAAAAAGCGAAAAUCUUUACAUCUGUGAUACAGAAUUACGACACUUAUCCCCUGCUAUUGAUGACUUCCGAUAUCAUCCACCAUUCAUAAACUAUGCAGGUGGAGUCGCUGCAAUGACGAAAAAGAACAUACUAAAGAUAAAUGGAUUUCCAACACGUCAUUGGGGUUGGGGCAGUGAAGAUGAUGAAUUUUCAGCGCGUGGUUUAAUCUAUAAUUUAAAGUUAACUAGACCCCCGGAAUCUAUUGGACGGUAUAAAGCACCAAGACAUCAAAAAGGAUCUAUAUCUAUUGGACAUCAAAGUGCAUUUUUACAAUUUCGUAAUUACUUACAUGAUGGUUUUACUCUUUUAACAGAGAAAUUUUAUCAUGAUUGGAAGUUAGAAUCAUUACGUCGUCAAACUAAAAAGUAUACAUUGAAUAAAUCAGAGAAGUUUAAAAUUCCUGUCUUUUUGAAUGAAUGUACGCGCCAAAAUAUCCUGUCCCGUUUAAAUAUUAAUAUGAAUUCAGUAGAAAUUGUACAUAACCUUAGUGCGAUAUCUUCAUCUAAUAUUGAAUUACUCAAUCAAUUUGCUCGUGAUGAUCUAUUUAUUCACUUUAUAUUUGAUCCAGUUGACUUUUAUAUUCAAAGUAAGUCAUUGUUGAAACCGAAAGGUAAUCAUACAGUUGAAUCAUUAUGGUGGUUUCUUCACUUUUAUGGAUGGAUAUAAGGUGUAUAUUUAUUUAUUUAUUGAUUCAUUCAUUCAUCUCUGUCUUUUCGAAGAGUAAAAGAUCAAUUUUCUUUUGAUACUUCUUGUACAGUAACUUCAAUAUUUAUUUAUUCACCUUCUUUUCUAUUCUUUCUUUUUGUGUACUUUGUAAUUAUAUUCUAAUUUGAUCGAUUUUGUGUAUUUAUCUCCAUACUAGCUAACACCCAGUGGUGGUGGUGGUGGUGGUAUGUAGUAAGGGAAUAUACUCUUGGAGAUUUAAGUAGACC
This is a messenger RNA of Trichobilharzia szidati, 1709 nucleotides long. The record is from the annotation of a GenBank genome assembly. NCBI's taxonomy places the organism in Eukaryota, Metazoa, Platyhelminthes, Trematoda, Strigeidida, Schistosomatidae.